Messenger RNA from Plasmodium cynomolgi strain B, 12343 nucleotides. RefSeq lists its product as hypothetical. The transcript has 3 exons. The record is from RefSeq and is a predicted model, not a curated record. The coding region runs from base 6671 to 12343 and encodes 1890 amino acids. Lineage: Eukaryota; Apicomplexa; Aconoidasida; Haemosporida; Plasmodiidae. Gene Ontology annotation, cellular component: cytosol.
AUGAUAAGAAAGCUACUUAGCACAUUCGUCAUUACGGUCAUAGUCAGAUGCACUAAUUUGUCCUCUCAAAAUGAUCCAAAGGAAGUGCAAACCCUGUUGGACAGGAAUUCAUUCAGGAUAGACAUCGAAAAUAGGGAGGAGUGCUCCCUUAUAUAUGACACAAUGAAGAUGCAUUUCAGGCACGUCUACUUAGUUCAGUGUGGGAGGCAUGCCAAAAGUGUACAACUAAAUUUGGGGGGAGAGUCAAAAAAGAGGGGUGCACAUCAGAGCGGAGAUGCGAUUAAAAAAGGUGGAGCACAAAAAAGCGAAGAAACAAACCAGCAGUGCAGUCCGGGGAGAAAAAAUCAAGUUGCCUUCUUCAAUGAACGGGGGAAAAAAAUAACCAGAGAUAACAUAAUCCUCAAGCGUGCAAAUAACAGAAAAGUAAUUUACAAGGUUUGCCAAAUGGAGGACCCCUCCCAAUGCACCAUCAUUUAUGUCAUCAUUUCGUUCAAGUUUGAUGUAAUGGACCUGCGAGAGUUGCUCCUUAGUAAUUUUACUACAGACGAAAAGGAAGGAGCCAAAUUAAACAUGCUGUACCCAGACAAUGUGAGAGUGGGGAAUAGAAAUAAAUACCUCCUUCAGCACUUCCUCCUCGAUAGCAAAAAAAUAACCCAGUUUUACGAAAUUAGCGUUAACGUGACGAAUGACGGUCAUCCAUUGUAUCUGUACGCUUCAUCCCACGCGUCCAACUUUGUCUACCUUGAUAGAAAUUUACGCAAUCUGUUGAAAGAGGAAAACUACCAAUACGAAACCUACUUCUAUAAAUUUAGAUGUGCGGAUAACUUCCAACUAUUUGCGGCGACUAGCGACACCAACAAGGCGAACUUGUUCGUGUAUAGAAUAGGCAUUACGUGCAGAGGAGCUAGAGAAGGUAGCGAAGUUAACGAAAUUAGCGGCGGUGGCAGAAGCGACUUCAGUUCCCUCUUCGAUGUAAGCGUUGCGGAUCCCACGUUUAUUAUGCCUCCAUUUCGUAUGGACGAGUUCAAGUAUGAUGUGUUCACCCCUGGUAACAACUUCUGGCUUCGCAUUAACUCCCCAAAUGUGUGUCACCCCCCGAGUAAUAUCUCCCUAAAUGACAAAAGAGUGAUCACUGAGUACAACCUGGUAACGUUAAAUGAGAACAUGGACGAACUGUUCUAUGACGACUGCAUAGAGGAAUGGAAACUCCUGCAGAAAAGCAGUCCUGUUCGGCAGGAUGAAAACUGCUUGGACGUAAAAAAGAGACAAGAUUAUUUAAUCUUCGGAAAUGUGCACGACGAGGACGCAUCCAACUACCCAAAGGAGUGCAAAACUGACCUGUUUGGAGAAAGGAUACACCUGGAAAGCUCUUCCUGGAAAAAUAUCUUCUCAUCAAAGAGGAAAAUAAAACUUCGCAACCAUCAAGAAAUAAACAAAGUUAUAUUCCCCACGAAAAGGGUCUUCAUACUAAAGUAUACGAGCGAACCGCAGAAGAAACACACCAAUGUUGGAGCUAACACGAUGAGCGACAAAACGAAGGUUCUAUACUACUUUUUUUACAUACAUAAAAUCCCAACCAAUAUUAUAGCCAACAGUUUCGAAUUUAUAGCCUUCUUAAAAAAUGCAAAAUGUACCCCAAACAAUAUUUGCCACCUGGAAAAUGAUAGACAACCAUCCUACAUCCAAGUUGUAUUUAAAAAAAAAAAAAAUAAAUAUUUGAAUUACUUAAGCACAAACCUGCUACUAACCCAGAAAAAUGCAAACUGGAGUCACUACUUUGACAAAAGGGACAAUCUCAAAUUACUCAUAAAUAAUGAAAAUAUAUCCGACCAUACUAAGUACUCAAUAAACGAAAUAGGGAAAAAGGAGGAAAGAAUUAACAUAAAAAUAGUCGACCAAAAUAAUAACAUUCUUUACAACAACGAUUUGAUUAUUAUAAGGAAAAAUGUAUUUUAUAAAUUUGCCUUACAAUUACUUUCUUACUUUUCCUAUGCGUAUAUUAUUUUAUGUUUCUGUCUGCACACAGCAACAGUUUUAACAACUAUUCAAUUUGUACAAGUAUUGACACUUUUGAAUAUAAAGUAUGAUUCCUUUCCCCCUUUGUAUAAUUACUUCCUAAAAAAAUUGCAUCCACUUUCUUUCAUUUCGCACUUCUUCGAUGUUAAGGUGUACAGGAAGAGAGUGGCCAAUCAGUUUGCAUCUAAUGAGAAACUGCUUAGGUGGAACUCAGCUACAGGUGCGCAUACCACAAAUGGAGAUCAUAACUCGGGGGGUGACCACAGCACAAAGGAAAACCAUUUUGUGGAUUCUCAAAAGAGGAAUUACUAUGGGGGGAAAUUGUCUCACGAAAGAGAUAAUGAUAGGGGGCACCUCCACGGGAACGCAAACAAGAUGACGGAGAGCAGCAUCAAAGGUGACAACCUCCAAAAGGAUAACCAUUACGACAUGGGAAAAGAAAUCCUAAUGAAUGAGACACCCUCGGAGGAACUUCCUCUCCACAGUAAAAGCGAAAAAGAUGCAGUUGCAAUAAAAAAAAAAUACCUUAAAAAGGAGCCAAUGACUAACCAACGCAAUCAGAAAUGGGAAGAUGAAAUUAUGCUUCUGCAUACCUUAGUUAGCACCCUUUUGAACAUCAUCAUCAUUCUUCUUUUGUUGAUAUUCCUCCAUUUUGUAUAUACUAAAUAUAUAAAAAGGAAAGUAAUAGCAGAAAUGACUCCUAUGCCAUUUUUCUCUCUUCGUAAUUUUACCCCCCUCAUAUAUGACCUAUUUUUAUUCCCUGUCAUUUUUAUCACAUCUAAUAUUGUACUUCAUGACAAUGGUUAUCACGUGAGGGUUUAUUUUCUCCACAUAGACAUUUGUGUGCUUAAAUUUGUGAGCAUAGUGUUGCUCUUUUGUUAUGUCUUGUCAUAUGUCCUCUUUUCUUUGCAUGUUGUCCUAUCUGUGAAGAGGAGCAGUACGUAUAGUUGUUAUUUGCAAAGGUUCAUUCCGCUCUCUAUCAGCAGAAUUCGUGGUAUAGUAACAAAGCCACUCCCCUUUCAAUUUCUUUUUAAUGGCCUCACUGAGAUUUAUCUACCAUCACGCCUUACACCGCUUAGGAGUACAGCACGGGGGAAAUCACACCCCGGUUAUGCUCUUACAAACCAGCAUGUGAAGGGAAUAAGACAAAUGCACAAAGAAGAAGUACACCCAUUUUUCUUUUCUCUAUCCUCCCGUGGGGCAAGCAAAGCCAAAAGUUACCUCACGAAGAAUGCCUCUUUGAAGCGAAUUAUUCGCAAUUACGUAGACAGAUGGAGGGGGAAAGAUAAACGAAUCGGUUUGUCCAAUCACCAACCUUUGCUACAAGACAUAGCAUUAUCAGUGCCAAUCGGAAGGGAUACCCCAAAAAAAGGGUCGAGGAAACACAUUUCUAGUAAAAGGCAUUUUCCCGAGAAAGGAAAAUCGCCAGGUGGUAUCACCACACCGAGUGACGAUCAAAAAGGUGAUGCCUAUGAUGAUAAUAACGAUGGUGAUCGUGGUGAUAGCUCCCCCGAGAGGGACACCAGGAAUAACCCCCUUCAGCAAAGAAACCUAGCUAAAGUUCUUAAGAACGCAUUUUGCAUACUCGAUCGGCACAUUAGCGAGCAUCAAUUGGGAGACCCCCCAUUUGACAGUGACAGUUCCUACCCAGCUAGCGAAAAAUACCAAGCGCAGUUUUCAGCACUGAGAAAAAAUGAACCCCUUAGUAAGGAUAUUAAUAAAUGCAUUUGUAAAUUUCUUCGGGUGAAAAAUCACGAACAUGGUGUGGACCAUCAAAUCGGAGAAUCUACACAAAUUAAGAUUCAUCAUAAGGGGGAAGAUAAAAAAUGCAACCAGGGGAACUUAACAGAGAAUUUCCCAACCGGGUGCUUAACCGAGUGCAUUAGAAGAUUGCACCAUUUUAACGCACUCUCUAAUCGAUGCAAAUAUAAAAUAUCGUAUGCUGAAGCGGUGAAACAGGACGCAUGGAGGAACAAGCUUCUCCGCGUGACGAUCAGCCGGACAUCCCUAAACCGUAGCAUCCACAUCAGCAACGGUGCCAGUGAGAGGGAUCCCAAUUUGCAUUUGCUAACCCACCAGGAGGAUACACACAUUGGCUACCUCUACGACAAAGUAUCCCUUUUUAAGAAAACCUUCUUCGUCAAAAAGGCUGUGAAACUUAAACAUGUAUAUUUUCUACUCUCUCAGAAAAGAGAAAUACAACUUUUUGUAAAUAACGAGCAAGUUUGUGAUGACGCUCUGGGGAUUUACUCACUUCUUACAAAUAAUUGGUCCCACGAAAAUGCUUCUCAUUUCCUCUGCGUACGAUUAAUAACUGCCAUCUUCGUAGCAACUGUGAAUUUUUUAAUUCGGAAUGAUGUCCGUUUCGCCCUCUUUUCAUUAUCUCUCUUUUUCUUCUCCCUAUUUGUAUACAAUUUUUCUUCAAUUUUGAAGCGAUGGGGAACAGCGGAAUUGUGGGAACCAUUUGUGGAGCACGAGAAAGGGGAGACAUGUGAAGACAAAAAGAAAGCCUCUGAAUCUUUCACCCAUGGUGGAAAAUUGUCUAGUGGGAAGCUUCACCUAAGAAUGGACAACGAUGAUGAGAAGGAUGAUCAGAACGAUGUUGAUAAUACCAAACGUGAUUUGUCACCUUUCAAAUCCACCCAACAGGGCAGAUACAAUGAAUGGCUGAAGAAAGAUAUGUUAACUUACGAAACGAGAUAUCCUGAAUUAGUGCUAAGUACGUAUUUUUUUUCUUUUCCUUUCCAAUAUGUUCCCUCGAAAAGGGGAGUACUCAGAAUUGUUCAGCCUCCUCUUGUCCCUAUUAACCACUUCUCUUUGUGUAAACCCCCGGAAAGUAAAAAAUGCUUUCCACAAAAUAAUAGCACAUGCUAAAUAUUGUGUAGCGGUGAAAUGGCACUCUGCUUAUCUUAAAAUAUAUGUAAUGUACUUCCUCUAUGUUGUAGAACAAUCGUGUGAUUACUUCAUACGAUGGAUAGCUACCAUUCAUUGUAAGAAUAAAAAUUGUGACUUAUCAACAGAAAGGAGUACCACAAGGAAGACAAGGUACGCAAAUCUGUGUUCAUAUUUUCGGGACAAAAUUCUCCCUAACUGCAAUGGAGUGACUUUUAAAAAUCUGAGAGUAGACAAAAUAGAAAUUCAUCAUCAAGAAAAAGACAUUGAUUAUAAAUAUGAAACGUUAACGUUAGACGAUAAUUGCAAAAGCGUUUUUAAUUCUGAGUUGCGAAAAAAUUUAUACGUCAUUGGCAAAAUGGACCUCACUAAAUUCCACAAGGAGGGACUAUCCAAUGUAUCCAUCUAUAUGCAUAAUGACGCGAAGAAAAAUCGAAACUAUUAUAUAUGCACCAUCGAAGUAGUGGAUGAGAAAAAUAGUCAUUCCAGAAAAUCCCUAUCGUUGUACAUAAAAAGGAAAGAUACCAAGAGGAAGAAAAUCCUCCUACACAGCAGCAUAAAGGGCGACCUUCUUUGGAGUAGCAAAAUUACGCGGGAGAGGAAGCCCUCCUUGGACUUCAUUCCAACGUAUGGCAAAUUACCAAGCGAGGGGGGGCCUCCCAAUGGGGGGAAUACAGACAUUGCGACCAAUAAGGAAACUAAAUUUCACAUCGCUAACACGGCUAGCACCGCGAAACCCAACUUUGGGCGCCAAACAGGCGAGCGCAUUAAAGCCGACAAAUACUCCUACACAGAGCUGGGCAAAGAUGGACUAACCAUCAGAAGCCUCUUCAUUAAGCCAAACAGGACGUACAAAAUACAACCCGUGUUUAAGGAAAAGCACCUGAAAUGUGAGCACUCAGGAUGUGGGAAAAAAUCAAAGUCUCCAAAUUUGAGCCUCAAUAAUUUUGCACGGUUCGCGAAUUCCUACCCACGAGAUUGCUUUGAUAGGGAAACAUUUCCUAAAUGUCACAAAAAUGGGAAUUCCCAUAUUGGUUGCGCGAAGUGGGAGGAAUUAUCAAACGAAGAGGAUGGCUAUGCUUCUAGUGAUUCCCAACCAAGUGGUGAAGAUACACACAGAAAGGGGAACAGCAUGGUAAACCUUACCAGAGCUCCAUACAUACGCUCGCGAAUCAAAGGAAGAAAAUAUAAGGCGGAUGAAAGCUUCCGACAAUUUCGCGUCACAUGUGAGGACAUAGGAACACUAAUCGUGUCGCACGACAUCAAUUACGUAGACACAUUUGAGGACAUAAAAGUGGAGAAUGAAUAUGGAGAAUCGUUUUGUCUAAAUUCGAUUCGGAAUUGCAUUACUUUCAUAAAAAAAAAAUUGUUAUUUUGAGUCACCCCUGUUUUUAUAAAAAUGAAACAUAUUACGUUUAUCUGAGAGAUGGUCAAAAGUGCCUUUCCUAUUACUUAACCGAAGGAAUUCACGUGCAGAGUUCCCCCAGUGGAGAAAUCAUUUUAAGCUCGUUUAGGCAAAAUAAUAAAAUGAACUAUUCCCAAACCAGAAAUGACCCAACAAACACAGACAUAACGGAUGGAGAAGAGGAAAAUUCCGUCUACAGAAGUAGAACACUCCUUGGCGAUCACAUCGAUAUGUACAAAAUAAGUGACCAUAAAAAAAAAAAAAUUUUUUUUUGUUAAGGUGAAUAAAAAGAGUACCACUUUCUACGCGCAGAGUUAUGUCAGAAGAAAAUGUAAAAAUGCACUCGACUUUGCAUUUAUGAAACAAUUUUUCUGUAGGGGGUAUCAUCACCUCCAAGAACAGCAACCGAUAGAUGAUUUCCUCGAGGAAAUUAAUCAGGCAGAUUUUGUCCCCAUUCAGCUGUUAUACAAGCUGAAGACAAGCAGCGAUGUUGCUGCUGCCAAAAAAUUGCAGAAUUACUUUAUUGAGUGCUUAAAUGAGUCUCCAAUUUUGUGCAAAGGGGAUGACAAAAAUGGAGGUGUGGCUGAUGUGGCUGAUGUGGCUGAUGUGGCUGAUGUGGCUGAUGUGGCUGAUGUUGCUGAUGUGGCUGAUGUUGCUGAUGUGGCUGAUGUUGCUGAUGUGGCUGAUGUUGCUGAUGUUGCUGAUGUUGCUGAUGUUGAUGAUGUGGCUUACGAACUGUUGACCACAUCCGAGGGGGGGGUCACAAGGAGGGAGAAAAAAACAUAUUGGGGAAGUUCAAUUGAGAAAUGUUUCGAGAAAAAUAAAAACUGGCUUUCCUUUUGGAGAAGAUCCCCCCUUUUCAGCGGCACACGAGGUAGUACCACUGCAAGUGGCGUGAGCAGUCCCUCAAACCAUCUCACAAAUGGGACACUCCAAAAUGGGCAGCCUAAAAAAGACGAGGGAACAAUACAUACACAAUAUAGACACACACACCAAAACGAAAAUCACAGCUGGAAGGAAAACCUCCUACACAUGUGCAAAAAACAUCUCAUCCGAAGAAAAAAAAAGAAAGGAGAAAUACUUUACAGAUAUGCCGCAAACUAUAAAGAUCUUAUAAAGACAUAUGUUACACACAUUAAAAUUUAUGAAAGUAAAUACAAUUAUGUGAAGCAUAAUAAAGGCAACAUAAAAGUGCUAUCGAAUAUUCUACUGGAGUUACUAAGCUUUCCUUACGUACUAGACGUUUUUCAAAGGUACAACAUUGUAGACAAAAGGGAAGGGGAAAACUCUCACCAUUACGGAAACAACAUGAGCUUUAAUAUUUACAGUGUGUAUGAAAAGUGCUCAUUAAAUAAGAAACACACAGUUUGCAAAAUUGUCAACUAUUUGGAGGAACUCGCAGCGUAUAAAAUAAUGUACAUUAUUACCUUCUACAAGGACAAGCUGAACUAUCUGCAGCUGUUGGACAAGAUGAGCGUUGACGAGAGCGUUUGCGAGCUUCAGAGAAACGUCGAUUGGAUGUUUUACCACAGGUUUAGCUUCUCCAGGAGGGGGAUGGGAAAGACGCGGGCUUGGCACGGCCGCCCCGCGAGCAGUACCGCCACAAGCAGCAGCCACGACAGUAGUAGCGACCGAAACAGCAGCCGCUGCCGCUGCCGAGCGACAAACGAUAAGCCGACGCAGGGGAAGAGGAACACCCUCGGAGACCCACCAAAUCAAAGGACUCACGAAAAGACACUCCACGAAGUCAUAUUAGAAAGGUACAUCAAACGGAGAAAAUCCUUUGCUAACAAAUUUUACGAAAUAAAAAAAAGCAUACGCGAAAUUGCAAAAAAAUAUAGUCAGGAGGAACAAGGGACAAAGAAAAUCCUUUUUUAUUUCCCAUUUUUUAUUCACAAAAAAGAAAUAAUAAAAAUGAAAAAAAAUGUAGAACAACAAAUAUACGAAUGGAAUGCUUGUCUCACGAAUUUUUUUUCCAAUUUUUUAAAUCAUUCUUUAACGAAGACUCACAUAUGCCAUUAUAACUUGCGCAUAUUAAAUAAACACAUCGUGAAUAGCAUAAAACAUUCCAUGUUUGGCAAGCAUAAGAAUGCUAAGCUUCAUUCCCCAACUUUUAAUUUUGUGCAUGUUGUUAUUUCCUUUUCAUUUCUUAACCCACAAAAGGCCCCUUUACUUUCUCCCACAUUUUUCUACAUGAAAUAUUCACCAUCUGAACCAAUUUUUGUUCUCUGCAAUCAGGAUGAUAUUGGCAGCUUGUUAGGGGAGGACGGUGGAAGGGUUCGCCGGGAGCGAGGAGACUCUCCAAAGUGGGAAGAAUUAUCAUAUGAGGGGAGUUCACCAGGGGGAGAACACGAAUUAAGGGGGAUGGAAAGCCAAGACGGUGAGCGAAAAAAGACACGCCGCGAAAAAAGCAAACGGCGCAAUGCCCCGCGCGCGAAAAAAAAUGCACUACUCGAAGAAACAAACAUAUGUCGCGAAAAAGAAAAACGAAAAAAGAAUAUAUUACUUCCAUGCUAUCUAGAAAUUGUGAAUGACCAUCUCCUUAUAUACCUUUUUGAUAACUAUGAUAAUAAGCUAUGUUGGAGGAUCGAGCGGGGGAAUUACUCCCUGGAGACACGGGAAAUGACAGAUAGGGAGGGAGAACAGGAAGCAAAAUAUGCAACGGGGGAGAGGAUGAGAAGGGGAAAAUGUACAAGAAGAAUCAAUAGAGAAACCGUUCCGCAAACAUCACAUCCAUCUGAUGAGGGACACUCAAACUGCGGCACGUCAGAUAACGAGCAAAGCGAAGUUGUAUAUACAGUCAUUAGUACCGACGAAAAUGACGACUCGCCAAUUCCAUCGCUUAUCAAGAAGGGAAAAAAAACUCUGCCAAAGUACACACGAUUAGAACAGAAAAAUAAGAGCAGUCAAAUGAGGGGGAACUACCUAACAGAUGAAAAAAACUGCUUUGUAAAAUGUGUGCGUCUGUUCUCGAACUGCUUCAGUAACUUAAAAGACAGUUUGGGGAAAAACCUUUGCCUCUUCUUUGCAUGUUACGAGGGGGAGGAGAACAGACUGCGCAAUGGUAAUUCGGAUUACAUCAAGCUGAUAGUAAAAAUUAACCCGGCCGCCAUCCCGCAGCUAAGCAGCGCCCUAACUAUAAAUGACCAUGCGUGGGGGAAACUAACGGAAAGGAAUAAGCUUCUAAUACGCGAAAGGGUUGAAGAGGUUUGUCUGGACGUCGCGGAAGUGUUUCCACGAGGGGAAGGGGGCCCACCCGAAAUGGACCCCAAUUUAGCCCGAUCAGACGAUAUGCUCACGAGUACUACAAAGGAUGAACAGGGCUACUCCAAGUCCCCAAGUGAACGCAUCAAAGUGGAGGAAUUUACCCAUCCUGAAGGAGUUCACUCCCAAGAUGGGACGCUAAACGGAGAGACCCCCUUGAGCAGUACACACGUAAGCGAAAAAGAGUUUGCGCACGCGGAAUGGCACGAAAUACAUCUAUUUACAUUCAGCUUCUACAAAAAUAAAUUAUCAGAGCUGAUAACAAAUUAUACAAAGUCGAUCGGAGUGAAAGAAAGCAAUUCGCGUGAGAAUCACGCAAACGCAUACCACGACGUACGUUCAGACAGAAUCGAAAAGAGAAACUCAAUAAAUGAGGCUUGGAGGUAUGACCAAGUAAGCGAAGAAGCGGAAAAAGAAUAUGACGGAAGGAAAGAAGAGCAAAGGAACAUUUCUUACCUCCUAAACGGCAUAGAAAGAAUUAGAAACACAACAUUUAUAAAAAAAAAAUUUAUGGAAGAUUCAUCAAAAAGUACACACAAAGAAUUAAUAUUUUACGACAAAAAUCAACAGCUAUUUUGUAAAUACGUAGGAGAUAUGAAAAAUAAAUUUUACAAUGGACAUGGUAAAUUAUAUGACAAAUUUAACAGCUUAAUUUAUGAUGGGCAAUGGCUGAAUGCACAAAAACACGGAAAGGGCAAAUUACUAUUCAAGCAUUUUAACAUUUGGUACUUGUAUGAAGGACAAUUCUCAAAUGAUGAAAUUGUAGACAAGGGAAUAAUCUCCCUCAUCGAUAAGGAAUAUGUAAAGAGGAUACAGUCCGAUAAAAUUAAUAAACUGUGCCCCCUACUCAUUAAAGUAAAUUUCGGAAAAUAUAAAUGGCAUAAAACUAUUAAAGGGGAGAUGGAACAAAACCCACAUUUUGAAAAAGAACUCAUCAAAGAGAUAGAAAAAACGGUUAUGGAAAAUUAUAGCCCUAAUAAUAAUGUAGAUUUCUGGCCAAAAGAAAUUACAGAUAUUUACUUCCCUUACUUGAAGAAAUGGAACAUCUACUCCUUCUACUGCUCAUGCAACAUAGAAAAUAUCAAAGACAAAAAGGAAAUCUUCGAGUCCAAUGAAAACAAUUUUAAAAAUUUAAUUGGAUAUCCUUCCUUCGAGCUUCGCAAUGGCAGGAACGAUCUCUACUCGAAGGAGCGGCGAGGAGACGACGAUGAGCACGCAAGCAACGAGGAGACCCCAGGGGAAGAUUAUCCCAAGCAGCCCUGUGGAGAGGCUGAACCAAGAUGCGAUUCCCCCAAGCAGCCCUGUAGAGAGGCUGAACUAAGAUGCGAUUCCCCCAAGCAGCCCUGUAGAGAGACUGAACCAAGAUGCGAUUCUCCCAAGCAGCCAGUUCCAAAUCGUCUCUCGCAGGAACACAUUGUGUACAAGCGAGACAAGACAAACGUCCUGCACGAGGAAUUUUUCGAGUACAUGAAAAAAAAAAACGAGCAGAAGUUGUACUAUCCCCUACUGAGCAAAACGGUUGGGUUGGCCAAAAUCAUCUACGCAGACAAGAGUGAGUACAUCGGGCCAAUCAAUAGCAGGGGGCAGCCAAACACCAACGAGCAAUUCCCUCAGGCCAUUUUUAACAACGACGAUUUCUUUUACGAAGGAGAAAUGAAAAAUUUUCUGCCGCACGGAUAUGGUAUAUUCAAAAAUAAAAAGGAUGGGAGAAAUACCUACUUGGGAUUUUGGAAAAAUGGGUACAGAGAAGGAAAUGGGAGUCUUAAUUUGAGAAACAAAAAAUAUAUAGUUCAGGCAAACUUUACAAAAGAUAAGCUGCAUAGCAACGUUAACAUAUUCAUAAGGGAUGAAAAGAUAUGCAAAAUGUACAUAUCAAGUGUAAGUACAAAUAGCCAGAAAAUAAAAAUAUUUUUCCGAAAUGGCUACAUUUUUUAUGGCCACUUUUCAGAAAAUUAUCAGCGAAAUGGGAUAGGCAUCCUCAUAGACAGUAACAACAAAAUUUUAUAUCAUGGGUAUUACAAAAAUGACGUGAUCGAUAAAUUCUGCUACAUCCUACGACAUAAGGAUAACACUAUAUAUUGUGGGAACCUCUAUCAAGGAAUGAAAAAAGGGUUUGGGAAAUUAUAUUACGAAGAAACACUACACUUCGAUGACGAAAAUGAAUUCAAUUUAAGUUUAUCUAAUGCCAAAAUUUUAGCAAGAAAAUUGGAGUCAUACGAUGGUAUUGAUAUCAAUUCAGAUAUCCCCUUAAAUUUUGCUCUCGAUUCUAACCAUGUUAUUUAUGUUGGCUAUUGGGAUGAAAAUAAUUUUUCUCAUUUCGGCUCAUGUAAUUUAAGGAAUGGCAUUUAUAAAGGGGACAUAAAAGAUUCCAAAAAAGAUGGCUUAGGAAUAUACAUAUACAAAAAUAAAAAAUCUUAUAAAAAUAAAAAUAGAUAUGUUUUGUCCUAUUUUAAGAAAGACAAAAUUAGCAGCAUGGGGAAAUACUACAGUGAAUAUGACAAACUGAAAGUACACUCUUUUCACAAAGAACAAAUUAAACGCAAAAAAUCAGCUUACGACAAAUGCUGCACUAAGGGAAAAAUCAAAUAUGAUGUCUUAAAAACUGACAAACUGUACAUAAAUCAGGAGAUCGACUAUUAUAUUACCGUUCCUCUUGCAGACACGCUGUCAGUUAUUAUGGACGAGGUUUUGGAUAAAUCCACCAGCUUUGUCCAUUACUUGUAUCGCCCCUUUCGAUUCGAUUUGAAUUAUUUCUUGAAGAAGUGA